ACCGAAUACGGGCGAAGGUCAGACGUAGAAGUAUGUAUGUACAUAUUUGUUACAUUUGCAAUUGAAGGACUAGAGACUAGAUGAGAUAUGCAUAUGCGAAAUCAACAUGAUGUUGUAUACUAUGUGCGCGCUAAGUAAAAAUGUCAUUGUGAUGUAGCUACCGUUCAGUGUCAGUUCAGCAAGAAGAUUCAGUGUGAGCAAGAUGAUUAAUCGAGAUUCCCUGGCGUCUAGAUAAUAAUGUGAAACGUUUUAAUCAGUUCCGAAUGCUUUUGUUUGCAUUCAUUAUUCCCUUGAUAAAAAGAGACAAUUUUCGUCGUACCGGUUAUUUUCACAUACAAGUGAUAAAGGUCAAGUUGUAUAAUAAAAUAAAUUAUAAUAGACUAUUAGAGCUUCAAAAUCAUGUAUUAAAAAAUGAGUGAUCAUACGACACCUCAUUCAGUCGAAAGUAGUCAAACAGUUAUUGAAAAAAUACACAUGACUGUAUUAUCAGACACAAAGUCAGCAUCCAUACUACAAGCUGCAACACCUCUUUCAAUGGAAACAAUUGUAAAAGCAACGGAGAAACAGAACAAUCAUAUUGGAAGCGAUGGUAUUUCAAAUGCACAGCGGGUAUGGACAAGUUUGGUGGCUGGUGCUAUUGCAGGUGCAUUAGCGAAGACAACAAUCGCACCUCUGGAUCGCACAAAAAUUAACUUCCAGAUUUCACAACAACCGUAUUCUGCAAAAGCAGCUAUAGACUUCGUAGUAAAAACUCUUAAGGCAGAUGGUUUGCUUAGCUUAUGGCGUGGAAAUAGUGCAACCAUGGUUAGAAUUAUUCCAUAUUCAGCUGUCCAAUUCACAGCUCAUGAACAAUGGAAAAGAAUUUUAGGAGUAAAUGGAUCAGAGAGGGAAAAACCAGGACUAAAUUUCCUUGCUGGUGCAUUAGCUGGAGUGACAUCUCAGAGUGCAACGUAUCCUCUGGAUUUAAUGAGGGCAAGAAUGGCUGUAACGCAAAAGGCUGAAUACAAAACUCUACGUCAAGUUUUUGUACGCAUUUAUAUGGAAGAAGGAAUAUUGGCAUAUUACCGUGGAUUCACAGCGACACUACUCGGUGUUAUUCCUUACGCAGGCUGCAGUUUCUUCACCUACGAUCUUCUAAGGAACAUGCUGACUGUGUACACGGUGGCUAUUCCUGGGUUCUCGACAUCACUGAUUUGCGGCGGCAUUGCCGGAGUGGUCGCUCAAACUAGCAGCUAUCCUCUGGACAUCGUUCGGAGAAGAAUGCAGACGUCAGCAAUCAAGGGCAAACAUUAUCAUACAAUUGGUUCCACCAUAUCAAAAAUUUACAGAGAAGAAGGUCUAAUGGCUUUUUAUAAGGGAUUGAGCAUGAAUUGGGUGAAAGGCCCUAUCGCAGUAGGAAUUAGUUUUGCCACGCAUGAUACAAUUCGUGGUACAUUAAGAAAAAUUAUUGCUAGUCCAACUGAUUCCUCAAAUUAAUACUUCAGAGUUAUAAAAUGCUCUAUACAAUUACAGAAACUGAACAGAAAUAACUAAUGAUCAAUUAAAAUAGAUUUAAUAUAGAAAAGAAGUAAAUCACUUUCAAUACAUGAAAAGCCUUUUGAAAUAUCGACAUGCAUAAAGUCUAAUAUAUGUAAAAACUGUCAUACACAAAGUCGUACAACAAUAAUUAUACUGUUUUCAAAGUACACAUCUGGAAUGGCAGGUGGUCACUAGUACAAACUGUUACUGUACAUAUUGUUAUUUGAAAUGUUAUAAAAACUGUUGAACAGCAAAAAUGCAUGCAAAGUAGAUAUGUAUUUAAGUCAAUGAAAAUAUAUUGCGCAAAUAUUCAUUUUAAACUGCA
This is a messenger RNA of Megalopta genalis, 1843 nucleotides long. RefSeq names its product dephosphocoenzyme A carrier (gene DPCoAC). Gene Ontology annotation, cellular component: mitochondrial inner membrane. The record is from RefSeq and is a predicted model, not a curated record. Gene Ontology annotation, biological process: transmembrane transport. NCBI's taxonomy places the organism in Eukaryota, Metazoa, Arthropoda, Insecta, Hymenoptera, Halictidae.